Molecule: messenger RNA, 1494 nt
Organism: Ilyonectria robusta
Lineage: Eukaryota; Fungi; Ascomycota; Sordariomycetes; Hypocreales; Nectriaceae
Exons: 3
Coding region: 79-1341 (420 amino acids)
Source: RefSeq, a predicted model, not a curated record
ACAUAAACCACACAUAAAACUCCACAAGAGCCGCCUUGCGCAUCAAUACAUCAAAGCAUCUGGAGCUAAAUAGACACGAUGAGUGAAAAACUCGUUAUAUACUACAAUGAUUCCAUCGAUUCGGACAACUCGGCCGCUGCUCUGGCUUUGAUGCGAGCAACGGCCGGUAGGGCCGACACGCGCGUCAUCUGGAUCCUGGAGCCUCGCCAGGUUUCUCUCGGACUGACCAUGACCGGAGAGCAACGCGUUCAGUGCCUGAAACUUAUAGAGCGGCACUUCCCUACACGCGGAAGGUCGUUUAAAGUGCUUUUAGGCGGUCUUCUAAAUGAGGCUGACCUUGAUGGAAUCGAUGGACUAAGUGCACAAGACCGAGAGCUGCUUCGACUGGCAGUGAAGCCUGAAAAUGGCCCAAAAGAAGAUGCCAUUUUGCAUGGACGUCUCACAGCGUGGGAUCAAGUCACUUGCAUGGCUGGUUGGGCGAAUGCCCCGGUUGAGGUAUUAAUGGACCUGGAGAGCCUAGAUGGCAUCCAGAAUCCAGUGAAUCUGAACUUUCACCAUAAAGAAGAGCUCGUAUCUCGCAGCGAAGAGGAGCUCAAGUCCCAUCAAGAGAUCAUGACUGAGCCUCUGGCGCAGCGAGUCGAGAGCCUCAAGUCAUGGUACAGCGCCUGCAUAGAACGAGCAGAGAGAAAAAUGGUGAACCAAGGAAGCUCAGUUCGCCCUCUUGAUUACGACGCGCUAUGCCAAACAAUCAAGAACUCAACCAGUGUCCAGUUUUUUGGAGGCUCGUCGCUGGCAAUUCUCCAGCGAUUUAUUCAAAGCGGUGUCGCCGACAGGGUGAAGUGCCAUCUACAAGCGGGCUCUUGCGAUCUUUCCGUAAACUUGUUUCCAAACCAGUUUAAUAUCGCUCUUAACCCCAAGGCGGCCAAGUUCGUCUUCGAUCACUUCACAGCAUUCUCAAAUUUCACAGUGGUGCCGUCUCACACGGCCCAAGGAGUCAAGUACCCAUUGGCAGGCUUGAAAAAGGAGGGCGGGACAUGCCUAGAGAAGAGAUUCCUAGGGUUCAACUGCCUGGAAGAUCCCCUAAAAAUCGCCACCAGAAAAGUCACUCUGGAGCAGAAUUAUCCUGACAAAAUAUGCCCGAUGCCAGAUCUUACUGCAUUCUUAUGUGCACUCAGUCCUGGUUUUGGGGGCUCGACUUUGGGCUACGCACAGCUUGAUGACUAUGACGGCACAUUUAUCUUCAGACCAGACACGUCGGGGAUUCCGAUGUAUGAUAUUGCCGACGCUAGCUCAGUGACGGAAGCGGAGCUUGUUGAAGUUUUAGCUUCACUGGCUAGGUGAAGUUGUCAGCUGGAUGUUAGAAAUUCUGGAAGAAAAUAGAAAGCCCAGGUAGGUAUUAUUUCAUAAUCUAGUCUCUUAGGUUGGAUUCGGGCCUUUCAUUAUUUUAUAAGCUAGAGUUUAAUAUCUAUGCCUUGAUUUAAUACAAUAUGAGUC